UGCGCCGCUCCAGCCGCUGCGGUACCAGUUAUCUGCGUGGUAGUGAAGGACACGGCUGCAGACGUCGCAGACCAUGUCGCUGGCGUCGAUUUUGGUAAUCAGCAGUUGCCUUCUCUCCGUCCGCGCCGGUCCGCCGGCGACAGAGGUGCAGGGUAAUGAUAAUGGAUCCGCAAAAUCGAGGGGACUGUCUGAUGCCACAGCAGAGGUGCACACAGUUGCAGAUCGCCUCAGAGUGGCAGACAUCAUUGGCGUGGACCAUCGUAAGGACCCGCACGUGACCAUCACAUAUUCCAUCUGGGUGGGAACGAACGUAUCGGAGAAGUACACCCUUUUACUUCACCCUGUGCGCAACACAUCCUUCUAUGACGUUAUGAUCCUCGCCGCUUCGAUAGACGAGCAUUAUCAGUUUGAGGCUACAGAGUGGCCCUACGGGCACUACAUCACGAUGCUGGCUGGCCACAGGGAGGACCCUGCCAAUUACCUGUUCUGGCUGAUCUACCAAACACCACAGCUGCCUGACCCUGCCAGCCCACCUGGCAAUGAACUCCUCACUCCUGUUGGUGUGGACAGCUUGUAUGUUGAUGAAGGGGACAACUAUUUGUUCUGGCUCAGAAAUCUGUAACUUUCCACAGAAUGGCUAUAAAAUGUUGCAUCCAGACAGUCCCAAUAAAUGCUUGUCCUGCAGUAAUGACAUGAUUAGUAUUAUGUUAUGUAAAAACUUAUGCAUAUAUUACAUCAUGUAAAUAUUAUAUUAUACAACAUAUUAUGUUACGUAAAAACUUCAUUUUAAAGUCGUUAUUCCAUUUUCUUCCUCCUUCUUUAGCCUGAGUAUCUUGAUAGCAAAGUGUGUCCAUCCUUGCCUGUAGACAUGUAAAACUGCAAUCAGAUCAAAACUGAAAAUUGUCCAAGCAAAAACAAAUUAUCUCUUUGUUACAACUGUUAAGAAACAGUAGCUGUUAGGACAACAAUGUACUCAAAAUAGUGGUAAAAAGUUAGAUGUACUUCUAAACAGAGCACCAGUAGUGUCAAAGGUGGCAAAUAGACUCACACUCUAUUCUUACAGAUUUUAACAAUGGGUAUUAGCAGGCUGCUCCGAUAUAAAUAACGUUAUAUUUGCAAGAGUAAUGAUGUUCUCACUCUGUAUUGCACAGUGAGAUGUGGGAAUACUUCUUGACAACGUCCUCACUCACCUACCUAUAUUUUCAAGGCGAGAUGCUUCCUCCUCAGUGGCACUAUCGAUGCUGGAAAUACUAUAAUGUUCAGGUACAAGGCUACAAUUCAGUUGCAGAGGGUUGGCUGCUAGUAACUCAUUUCUGCCAGUGUACAAUUUCUAUUCUGAAAUAUUACUUUAACUGACUGUAAUUCUCAUAUACUAAUAAUUUAAACAUAUUAGAAUCUCUUUUAUAGCCCUCUUACACAAUUCUAGCGACCAGUUUUUCUCGAGUAUAUUUAUAUUCUGCCUAUUGUGAUAAUCAGUCACUUCAGUUUCAGAUAUUACGAUAACAUUUCUCAGGUCUGUAUAGAAUGCUCAAGACAACACUUGCGAGAUUAUUCCUUGCAGUUCAGGUCCCUGUACAAUGCAUAUGGAAUGGUCAACAUGACAUGGCAGGCAUUCACAAAUAUAAAUCACUUCUGCACUAACUGCUUUAAAUAAACAUGCAAGUGCAUUGCCUGUCUCAUUCCAUGACGUUCUUGUACACCCACUGACGAUUAAUUACCUCAUCACUGCACUCAGAUCUAUGCUCCUGUGAGUGAACUGACUACUAUGGAACUUCCCAGCUACAUUGCGUCAGUAGUAUUCUACCACCAGGUGAAAACAGAAAAAUGUCACACUGGAGGUGAACUAUCGAUAGUGCUGUACACUAAACAUAGUUCACAAGUUACACACUAACAUUGCAACAGGUUAAUGCCAAUUUACACUGGAUGUCAAGCCACAUCACAUUAUGGCAUCAUCACAUCAAGAUGUUACAUGCCAGUUUGCUUAGAACAAAGUUCUGAGAAAUGAAACAACAUUUCAAAAAAUCGAUAUUUAUAUGCUAGCGAAAAUAUAUACACACAAAUACAUCAAACAAUAGUUCUAAGGGAACAGACAGAGCACACCUUACCCAUUACAUUUUUCCCUUAUUUAACUAUUUCUAUCAUAAACAACGGUAUUUUUCUUCUUCAUUAGAGCUGAAGUUCUCAUUUAAAGCGUUAUACACUGAAAACUGGUUCAUCAACGUAACUUUUUAUUUAUGUAACUGUGGGCAUCAGCUCUGUUAUGUUAUUGUAAAAGCUAAAUAAUUUUCGGUUUUUAGGUAUCUGAUCCCCCUUUUGGAAGAACACUCAAUGCAAAAAGUAUCCAAAUCGUGGAACAUUUCCGAUUUGCCACAAAAACAAAGCACAAUAAUAAAAUAAAGAUUAAGAAGAAAUAAAAGCACAAAAUCCACUUCUAUGUCAAUGAAGCACGGCGAAAAUAUGUUAACUUCCGAUGUUAGCAGAUGUCGACACGGCCUUUGUUAAAGCAACCAUUUUAAAUACAUUAUGGAAUGUUUUGACAUAAUGAGACAUGACAGCCAAUGUGAAUUAGCCUUUAUAAUGUAAUUGCUGCAUGGAGAAAAUCUAUUCUGUCCAAUCAAGAAUUUGAAUUCUAUUGCACAAAAACGUCUUGCAGCCUAUAGAAAUAUAACAUGGUUUAACUAAAAUUCCCUGUAUUUUGCUGAUAUCAACAGUCUGACAGUACUCAAUGAAGAAUGUACAUUAAGCUAAAAAUGUAAAUCUCCUGAUGUUCGAUUUCUUCAAGUAUAACAAUUUACAAUAAACUUAUUAGAUUUA
Schistocerca gregaria is the source of this 2814-nucleotide messenger RNA. RefSeq lists its product as uncharacterized. The transcript is spliced from 5 exons. NCBI's taxonomy places the organism in Eukaryota, Metazoa, Arthropoda, Insecta, Orthoptera, Acrididae. Bases 74 to 622 code for a protein of 182 amino acids. Gene Ontology annotation, biological process: cobalamin transport. Gene Ontology annotation, molecular function: cobalamin binding. The record is from RefSeq and is a predicted model, not a curated record.